AUGCCAUCUGUUACUUUGGACUAUUCGACCAUUGUUGCCACUGCCGGUAGUGAAUCGAUUGGAUAUUACAAGUACCAAAAUAUUCGCUACGCUGCUGUCCCGACCGGAGAUCUUCGUUUCGCAAAACCACAAUGGCCUCCUGUCGAGACAAUUGUGAACAAUGUUGUGGUAUGGUCACACGGUGGUAGAUUUGUCAUUGGAAGUAAGAGUGCAGUAACUCCUGAAGCUCUCUUCGCUCUGAGCAAGGAAUUCAUUUUUGUUGCCUAUAACUAUAGACUGGGAAUGACAGGUCUUGCCAAUGGUCCAACCCUUAAUCACCAAGGAGGCACCUCAAAUGCAUUAGUUUGGGAUUCUGCUCAUGCCUUUGAUUGGGUCAAAAGAUAUAUCAGUCAUUGGGGCGGUAAUCCAGAAGAGAUAGUGGCCGUUGGAUUUUCUGCCGGUGCUUCACAGGAUCUUUUCCAGAUUACGAAAUUCGCCGGUCGUGCUGAACAAACUUUUGCUCGUGCAUACAUUAUGUCUCCUGGAUUAGUACCUGGAGCAGGAAAUCAGCAUUCCGAGGCACUCUGGCAGAACGUAUCCACGUCUGUUGGAUGCGCAGGUGGCAGCUUGACUUGCAUGCGCUCUGUUGACUUUGCAACCCUUUCUACCGCGGCUAAUAACAUGGUCGCUAAAUAUACAUACCAAUUCCAACCUCGCGUCGAUGGUGACUUCAUUGCCGAAACAUAUGAAUCUCAGUUUUAUCAAAAACGCUUCAAUUUCACCGGUCCACUUGUCAUAACACAUGAACUUCACGAAAUCAACCAAAGACUACCUUCUGGCGUGAACAGCAGCUCGGAUAUUGGUCCCCACCUCAAACUUUAUUUUCCUUCCAUUACAGAUGAUAUCAUCAGUGAGAUCGAGGACCUAUAUCCUUCAGCGGACUAUCAAAGCGAAGGACUUCGCUUUGCAGAUAUAGACCAAGACUUCGAACUGGUUGCCCACAACUACGCCUUGACCGAAGCUCUUAACAAUCAGACUUGGAAUGCCAUGGUAGCCCUUGGUGUAGCCUCUCACGGCAUGGAUCAAAAUUAUUAUUGGUACAGCAACUUUACCCUUGUUCAAACCAAUGCCACCACUGCCAAUACUACAACUACAACUACUGCUGCGGGCGCAGGUAUUGUCACGACCAGAGACAUUGAUUUCAGUGUUGCGCUUAAGAUGCAGAAAUACUUGGUGUCAUUCAUCUUGACCGGAAAUCCAAACACCAUGUGGCCAGAGGAUAAACUGUAUUGGCCAUUACAUGGAGGAAACUCGUCUUCGCCCGGUAGGGAGUUAGUCUUUAACGAUACGAUGUAUAUUCAAGAUGAUAUCUUGGCCAAUGAGAGAAGUUUGUUUUGGAAUAAGGCGCUUUGGCAUUAG
This is a messenger RNA of Sclerotinia sclerotiorum 1980 UF-70, 1398 nucleotides long. RefSeq lists its product as hypothetical. The record is from RefSeq and is a predicted model, not a curated record. Lineage: Eukaryota; Fungi; Ascomycota; Leotiomycetes; Helotiales; Sclerotiniaceae. Bases 1 to 1398 code for a protein of 465 amino acids. The transcript is spliced from 4 exons.